This is a messenger RNA of Arabis nemorensis, 1170 nucleotides long. The record is from the annotation of a GenBank genome assembly. Lineage: Eukaryota; Viridiplantae; Streptophyta; Magnoliopsida; Brassicales; Brassicaceae.
AUGAGUGUGUGUGUGAACAGGGAAGAGGAAGAUGGAGCCAAAGUGGUGAGAGUUGAAAAUGUGGAUAAUCCAUAUAGGAGACAGACCAAUUUCAACAGUAGAUUCAAGCUUACUCUAAACAAGCUCUACGCUUGGGCUUUGUCUGAUUACGACCGUGUGGUCAUGCUUGAUGCCGACAAUCUCUUUCUCAAGAAGACAGACGAGUUGUUCCAGUGUGGCCGCUUCUGUGCGGUCUUCAUAAACCCUUGCAUCUUCCACACUGGUCUCUUCGUCUUGCAACCGUCAAUGGAAGUGUUCAAGGACAUGCUCCAUGAGCUUCAAGUUGGAAGAGAGAAUCCUGAUGGAGCUGAUCAAGGCUUUCUUGUCAGUUACUUCUCUGAUCUUCUUGACCAGCCUCUGUUCCGUCCUCCGGGUAAUGGCUCUGCGCUCAGUGGUCAUUUGAGACUUCCCUUGGGCUACCAAAUGGACGCUUCUUAUUUCUAUCUUAAACUUAGAUGGAACAUACCUUGUGGACCAAACAGUGUGAUUACAUUCCCAGGAGCUGUUUGGUUAAAGCCAUGGUACUGGUGGGCAUGGCCUGUUCUUCCACUAGGUCUCUCAUGGCACGAGCAGCGUCGCACCACUCUAGGUUACUCAGCAGAGAUGCCUUUGGUCAUAAUUCAAGCAGUGUUCUACCUUGGGAUCAUAUUGGUUACACGACUAGCUCGUCCUAACAUCACAAAACUAUGUUAUCGCCGCUCUGACCGCAACUUAACAGCGAUCCAAGUAGGUUUCAAGUUCAUCGCGCUUCUCUCUGUAGUCGCAGCCUACGUCUUCCCAUUCUUCACCAUCCCUCACACUAUCCACCCACUCAUCGGUUGGUCGCUUUACUUGAUGGCUUCUUUUGCUCUCUCCUCCAUACCAAUCAACACUCUUCUCCUCCCAACGCUCCCUGUUCUCACUCCGUGGCUAGGCAUUCUCGGGACGCUCCUCGUCAUGGCAUUCCCUUGGUACCCUGAUGGAGUAGUGAGAGCCUUGUCGGUUUUUGGAUACGCCUUUUGUUGCGCACCCUUUGUGUGGGUUUCAUUCACUAAGAUCAUGUCGCAUCUACAGGUUCUGAUUGAGAAAGAGGUCUUGUUCCCGCGAUUGGGAGACUCAGGGAACAAUUCUGGCUUCAGCAAAUUGUAUUAG